AUGGAGAACUUAACCAAAUCAUACAUUUGGCUUGUGGCUGCUGCGCUCUUAGCAGCCAGCGUCAGUGCCGGCGUGGGCAGUAAGAGACCGUUCACACCGACCGACUCGAUACUGGACAUCAUCGACACCGAACAGGUCGAGAAGAUGAUAGCCGCCCGACGAAGAAAUGAAGAGGCCACGGCUUCAUCCGCUUAUGUUCAGCGCAACGAACUCGGAGAGGGAAGCUCCGAAACCAUGGUCGUCUCAGUCCCCGAUCAAGACGAGAGUACCGAAAUACCACCGGGAGUCGACUUCCGAAAGAUCCUUAAAUCAUCGAGGAACGCUCUGUUCGUCACCAAAAAGGAAUAUCUUAAAGAAGAUUGGUGUAAAACAGAAUCAUUAGUGCAAAAAAUCCGUGAGCCGGGUUGUUUGCCGGCUACCGUAAUCAAUAAGUUCUGUUAUGGACAGUGCAAUUCCUUCUAUAUACCUAAGGGCCCGCGACGUAGAGACAGUAAUGACGAACGUCCACCGCCCGCGUUCAAAUCCUGUUCGUUCUGCAAACCGAAAAAGUUCUCCUGGAUAACGGUUACGCUGCGUUGCCCAGGGCAAAAUCCGCCUUUCAAACGUAAACGGUUACAGAAGAUCAAGCAGUGCAAGUGUUUACCUGUGGGAGUGAAUUGA
Messenger RNA from Parnassius mnemosyne (clouded apollo), 660 nucleotides. Lineage: Eukaryota; Metazoa; Arthropoda; Insecta; Lepidoptera; Papilionidae. The record is from the annotation of a GenBank genome assembly.